Papaver somniferum (opium poppy) is the source of this 1430-nucleotide messenger RNA. RefSeq names its product putative F-box/FBD/LRR-repeat protein At5g22670. The transcript is spliced from 4 exons. The record is from RefSeq and is a predicted model, not a curated record. Bases 138 to 1274 code for a protein of 378 amino acids. NCBI's taxonomy places the organism in Eukaryota, Viridiplantae, Streptophyta, Magnoliopsida, Ranunculales, Papaveraceae.
UCAGAAGCAACUCAUGGAUUAUCAGGGGAAAGAUAGGAUCAGCAGUUUGCCGGACUCCCUUCUUCAUCACAUACUCUCUUCCCUCAAAAUUAAGCCCAUUGUGCGUACCAGUCUUUUAUCUAAAAGAUGGAGAUAGAAUGUUGCCGCUUCUUGGUACGUCUAACAUCCAUAGAUUCUCUCUCCGUUGUGAUGAACUUUGCGAUGAUUCUAGGAUUAGUGCCAUGGUUUCCAGUGUAAUAAGGUGUAAAGUUGUAAAGAUGAAUCUCAUCUUUAAACACAAAAGGCCCUUCUUAUUGCCCUCUACUCUUUUUACCUGUGAAUCACUUGAGAAGUUGUGGAUACGCUCAUCUUCGGUUCUAUACCUACCAAAAUCCAUCUCUUUUCCAAGACUCAAGCUGCUUCAACUUGCUCUCGUCGAAUUUACGGAUGAGUGCUUGACUGAGCAACUCUUUUCCAACUGCCCAGUCCUUGAAGAAUUGAUUAUACGUUGGUGCAACUGGGUCAAUAUGAAGGCUGUAUGUAUCUCAGCUCCUGCACUGAAAUGCUUAAUAAUUGAUUGUAUCGGUGACCCUCUGAACAUUAAUAUUUUACAUAACUGUGAGGUGAAGAUUCAUGCACCAAGUCUCGUGUCUCUAACAUACAGAGAUUGCAUUGCCAAGGAAUUUGUUUUCUCUAGUUUAUCAUCACUAGUUGAUGCAAAGAUAGACAUUGAUGUUGGAGAUAGUUUUCCUGAAACAAGACAGGAAGAAACAGAGUAUUGUGCAGCUGUGACUAAGUUCCUUCGACAGAUUGUCAAUGUAAAACACUUGAAAAUCUCUGGCAAUACCCUUGAGGUUCUUUCUUUUGCAGAAGAUCUCUUAACCGAUCUGCCAACAUUUUACAACUUGAUCCAGUUGGAGGUGCUUUCGGUAGUUAAAUAUUAUGCUCAUAAAACUCUAUUCCCUCUGAUUCAAACGGCACCUAAUUUGGAGUCACUUGUAUUUUGUAAGGUCUUUUCACCAUAUCUGCAUGAUGAUGGUGAUGGUUGGCUGCUGGAUAUGGACACGGUGAGUGAGUCUUUAUUUCGAAACAUCAAAUUUGUCCAAUUCAAGGAAUUUUUCGGGACCCCGGGGGAGAUGAAGCUGGCUAGGGUAAUUUUGAACAAUGCCAGUGCUUUGCAGAUGAUGACGAUUACUUGUACAUUAUCAAGGGAUCUCAGUAGCAAAGUAGUUGUUAUGGAGGAGUUAUUAAGGUUCCCUAGGGGGUCACCAAGUUGUGUAAUUGAAUUUUCUUAAAACCUUUAUUUCUCAGUGAUUGAAAGACUAUAGGGUUAUGUUUUACAUGCAGUUUCUCUUGCACAUUUUCUGUAGAAGGCUCCUUGUUCUGAAAAUUCUCAACUUACCUACAGAAAAGGAAAUUGAUUGAAGUUUUGAGUUGUGGAAUCAAUUUAU